CGAAAAAUAAAAAUGCAAAGAGAUUGAUACAAAAUAUAUUUAGUAAAUAAACCACAACAAGAAACCUGAAAUAAUAAUAUACUAGUGAAUUUAAGAUAUUCGAAAUAAAAUAAAAAAUACUUUAUUAUGUAUUUUUGUAUAUAAUUUUAUAAAUGUUAUAUAAACAAUAAAUGACCUUAUAGUGAGAGGGAUACACUUUGAAAAAGAAAAAAAUAAAUAGAUAAUUAUAUUUACAUCUUAACACAAUGACUGUAGAUACAUGUGGAAGAGUAAAUUUGGGCACUGCUGGAGUAAUAACAACCGCAAAUCCAAGCGGCGGCAGCCAUUCGGCACUUUUACAAAAGCAAAUGUCAUUCAAGACAUCCGUUGGUGCCAACCAAUUGUCGAAAGCAGAUGAAAUAGAAGUUAUUGAAAGCGGUCACAACGAUACCUCAUCGGCACGCUACAACAAGAAUACGGCCCUUGGUUGGAUAUGUUGUGCACCAUGCAUAUGGCUGCGCACUUCAGCUACUGUUCAUAAAAUAGCAAUUACUACUGCAACCUUGUUAGUUACUUCUUUGCUUGUUGCAUCGCCAAUAUUAUUUUUAAUAAGCACUGCACCAUCACAACUGCCAAGAGAUUGUUAUUCAGACGAUGAAGAUUGUAUGCCGACAGCAGCUCCGCCUCCUGAGUGCUUAGAUCCUGUGUGUAAAAUAGCAGCGUCAAGUAUACAUGCAAAACUCAAUUGGAAUUUCGAUCCGUGCGUGGACUUCAAAAACUUUAGCUGCUCAUCCAGUUCAAACAUUAAUGGACUGGCAAGUUUACGUGCUAUUCGUAGUGCACAGGAGUCUGUUGAUUUGCAAAUGCAACAACUUUUGCAACACAAUACGACUUUUGGCCCAUUUCGGAAAUUGGGCCGUUUAUUUGGCAGUUGUUUACGACAAAACACCAACUCAUCAACGAUUAGACUGGUUUUGGAUCAAUUAGGAGGCUAUUUGCCGAUUGGAGCACUUGGUCCAUCUAGUAUUUCCCAGCUAAUAUCAAAAAUAUAUGAGCUAGGUCCGACGCCUUUAAUCGACAUUUACUACGAUUUAAGUUAUGGAAAACGCCCACACGUUUUACUGAUUAUAAGUGGUCCCAGUACAACAUCGCCCAUUCUAGAGAGCAAAAUACGAUGGAUGGGACCUAAAGCUCCACCAUAUCGGGUAAAACAAGGUGUGCCAAAGUUGUUAAACGAUUUACUAGAUAGCUUUUUGCCAAGCGGUCUAACUCAAGAACAAAAGCUUUCAGAAAAUGAAGCUAUUUCAACAUUUAUAAAGGAAUUGAACAAAAUUCGUGUUGAACAUUCACGACGAGGCUUCUGGGACAGUUCAGUUUUGUAUAACAUAUCAUCCUUGCAAACAAAAUAUCCAAUUGUAAGUAACUAUAAUUUUGCUUCCUCUCCAAAAACUAAACGCAAACGAACUGUUAAGGCAUCAACAACUUCUCCUAAAGAUUCUAAUGUUGCAGCUCCUAAUAAGCUUGCCGUUACACAACCCUCAAAUCUAAACCAAACUCCAAAUUUUGGUCAAAAUCAAAUUCCAACUUUAGAUUUUCCAAAUCAAAUCAAUGUUACUCGAAUAUUGCAACUUACGCUAACGUUGUAUCUGAUCUAA
Molecule: messenger RNA, 1634 nt
Organism: Lucilia sericata (common green bottle fly)
Lineage: Eukaryota; Metazoa; Arthropoda; Insecta; Diptera; Calliphoridae
Exons: 7
Coding region: 246-1634 (462 amino acids)
Biological process (GO): proteolysis
Molecular function (GO): metalloendopeptidase activity
Source: RefSeq, a predicted model, not a curated record